Messenger RNA from Hyaloscypha bicolor E, 1036 nucleotides. RefSeq lists its product as uncharacterized. Bases 93 to 695 code for a protein of 200 amino acids. NCBI's taxonomy places the organism in Eukaryota, Fungi, Ascomycota, Leotiomycetes, Helotiales, Hyaloscyphaceae. Gene Ontology annotation, cellular component: ESCRT III complex; multivesicular body. The transcript has 4 exons. The record is from RefSeq and is a predicted model, not a curated record. Gene Ontology annotation, biological process: late endosome to vacuole transport; protein transport; endosome transport via multivesicular body sorting pathway.
CUUCUGCAUCGCACUGAACAUUCAACGACCUCGACAUAUCGACUUCGAGUACUCCAUACUUCCACCUGCAUAUUCCACACAAUCUAGUCAUCAUGUCGGGACUCGAGAAAGCGCUGUUCAAUCUGAAGUUCACAGCAAAGCAACUGAACCGCCAAGCAGCAAAAGCCAGCAAGGACGAGAAGACAGAGAAAGACAAGCUCAAGAAGGCAAUCCAACAAGGCCACAACGACAUCGCAAAGAUCUACGCCCAGAACGCGAUCCGCAAGCAAAAUGAACGACUGAAUCUGCUGAGGCUGGGAAGCCGGAUCGAUGCGGUUGCCAGUCGAGUGCAGACGGCGGUCACGAUGCGUCAGGUUACGGGGAGCAUGAUGAAUGUGGUGAAGGGUAUGGAUCAGGCCAUGAAGGCUAUGGAUUUGGAGAAGAUCUCAGCAGUAAUGGACCGCUUCGAGACACAAUUCGAAGACCUCGAUGUCGCGACCGGAUACUACGAGAACGCAACGACAUCCGCUACUGCAGUCGGUACGCCGCAGGAAGAUGUCGAUAGGCUUAUGAACCAGGUUGCGGAUGAGGCGGGUGUGGAGCUGCAUCAGGAGAUGGAGGGCGCGCAGGCUGUUAAGGCGGCGCCGGUUAAGAGUGGUCCGACGGAAGUGGAGGAGGACGGUUUGGGCGAGAGGUUGAGGGCGCUGAGAUCGUGAGUGUGUGAUACAGAGGGGUGGAGAAGGGAAGAGGGCUAGCAUCGGCGUUUUGGGUUUUAGAGAAGAUAUUGUGAGAAUGGCGAACGGGUUCCUUUUUUGAUUUAAUAUACAGUGUGUUUUUGAGGCUCUUAUCUGCUUUACGGUGAGGCCAGCCCAGGAGCGUAUUUCCAGCAAACUUGCGUUGUCAGCCGGGAAAGGAAGAACCUCUGAAGUGUCGAAAUCGACAGUGUUCCUUUCCACUCAUAAUUGAAUUUUAUGAACACUUGACACUCUUGAAGAUAAACGUAUACUCUAAGUCUUCCAUAUCUUCGGAAAAAAUGUACAAGUACAAGGUACAAAGC